Molecule: messenger RNA, 931 nt
Organism: Pomacea canaliculata
Lineage: Eukaryota; Metazoa; Mollusca; Gastropoda; Architaenioglossa; Ampullariidae
Exons: 2
Coding region: 261-716 (151 amino acids)
Source: RefSeq, a predicted model, not a curated record
AUAAAGUCGUAUCGUAUCGUAUCGUAUCGUAUCGUAUCGUUGCAGCCAAGGCGACAAUAGUGUUGUUCACCAUCAACGGUGUGCGAGGACCGUUAGCCCUGAACGAAACGGACAAACGAACAGCGACCCUGUCAUGCAUCGCUCAAGGCCGCCCUCAGCCCACCAUCACGUUGUCCAAGACAGGCUACGUCAGCUCUCCGUCAUUCUCGACUGUGGGGUCAGCGGGGUCAUCCGCCAUCAAUGCCGUCAAAUGCGAGGAUAUGGGAAAUUACUCGUGCAUGGCCGACAACGGAUUCCCUGCCCCUGCUCAACAGAUAGCGACGCUCGUUGUCAACUGUGCACCACGACUUACAGGUGGCGCCUUCUCUAACAACCCCAUUCUUACAAGUAGUGGGCUCACCUUUACUUUACUUUCCUACCCAGAGCCGGACUCUUUCUCGUACUCCUACCUGGGAAACAGCGGAAACGACGCGUUGGCAUCGGGGGAUUACUCCGCGCUCUUCAAAGUUACCUGCAACAAGGUUGCGCUUCUUGACCCUUUGGUCACCUGUCAGAUCAACCCUACUGAGAAGAAAUAUGUUAGAAGUGGUUUUUACAGGCUCAGCGUGGGAAAUGGCUUUGGGAACUACGAGUUCUUGUUCUUCAAUCAGCAAGGUGUAGAUUUUAUUUUUGUCUGUACCAUAUGUUCUGACUCGUAUAAUAUACGAUAUAUAUAAUAAAAUAAUAAAUAUUAAUAAAAUGAUUAAUAUAUAAUAAAAAUAAAGAUACUUAAGAAAGAAACGGAUGGCACGACAGCUCCUUCUUAAGUAUCUUUAUUUGUUAUUAUACAUUUAUUUUUAUAUAUUAUUUUUUAUUAUUAUAUUAUACUCGGUUAUAAUUACGAGCCGUCGUGCCCUCCGUAUCCUUCUUAAGUAUCUUUAUUUAUUUGGUC